AUGGUUAAAUUGAGAUAUCUGUAUAUUCCUAACUUCAGCCCUGAAAAUAAAAAAGCAUUACUCGAGAACUCUCCAAAACUUGAUGAUUUGGAAACCCUUUCCAAUCCAUAUUUCACUCGUGUUGAGGAUGCAGAAUUGAUGCUGAGAAAAACACCUAAUCUUCGAAAACUGAUAUGUGAAGUCCAGUGCUUAAAAUACCCCCAUCAGUACCAUAUGUUGAAUUUCCCAAUACGGCUUGAAAUACUAAAGCUUCAUUUAUCAAAAGCCUUUGAAACUGUCCCCUUUUGCAUCUCUGCACCAAAUCUCAAAUACCUGAAAUUCUCUGGCUUUUACCUGAAUUCUCAGUACUUAUCAGAAACUGCUGAUCAUCUCAAGCACCUUGAGGUACUCAAACUGUACCGCGUUGAAUUUGGUGAUCAUGGGGAAUGGAAAGUGAGCAGUGGCAAGUUCCCUAAACUUAAAAUCUUGAAACUAGAAUAUGUGUCCUUGAUGAAAUGGAUUGUAGCUGAUGAUGCCUUUCCUAACCUUGAACAAUUGGUUUUGCUUGGAUGUGAAGAUCUUAUGGAGGUCCCUUCUUGUUUCAUGAACAUCCUUUCUCUCAAGUACAUUGAGGUAGACAUCUGCAACAAGUCUGUUGUUAAGUCAGCCAAGGAUAUACAAGAAACACAAGUCGAAGAUAAUCAAAAUACUAAUUUCAAGCUCGUCAUCAUCAAGGUACACUACUGA
Molecule: messenger RNA, 726 nt
Organism: Solanum stenotomum
Lineage: Eukaryota; Viridiplantae; Streptophyta; Magnoliopsida; Solanales; Solanaceae
Product: putative late blight resistance protein homolog R1B-13
Exons: 1
Coding region: 1-726 (241 amino acids)
Biological process (GO): protein folding
Molecular function (GO): alpha-tubulin binding
Source: RefSeq, a predicted model, not a curated record